Molecule: messenger RNA, 897 nt
Organism: Fusarium sp. VM40
Lineage: Eukaryota; Fungi; Ascomycota; Sordariomycetes; Hypocreales; Nectriaceae
Source: the annotation of a GenBank genome assembly
AUGUCCUACCAAAGUGUUGUUCUCGUCGGUGCCAGCGGAAAUCUGGGCAAAUUGACGAUCCCGAUUUUCCUCCACUCGGGCCUCAAAGUUACUGCCUUGAUCCGCAAGACAUCUGAAGCCACCUUCCCUGAUGGGAUUGACGUGGUCAAGACUGACUUCGAUCUCGGGUCAUUGACCAAGAUCUUGCAAGGCAAAGACGCUGUCGUUAGCUUUCUCCCCAUUGUCUCUCUUGCCAGCCAAGCUGUCGUUAUCGAGGCAGCCAUCGCCGCAGGGGUGAAGAGGUUUAUCCCUAGCGAGUACGGAUCUGAUUCUACGAACCCAGCCGUCGUGGCUGCUGUGCCCUUUUUCGAGGCCAAGAAGAAGUACAUAGACUAUCUGAAGACCAAAGAAGACUUUAUAAGCUGGACGUCUCUGGUUUCCGGUCCUUUGUUCGAUUGGGGUCUUCCUAUCGGAUUCUGGGGAUUCGAUAUCGCUCAUAAAAAGGCACAGCUGAUUGACGGAGGCAAGACUAAGUUCACUGCCACCAACGGGGCGCAAGUCGGUCGCGCUCUUGUUGCUACCCUUGCCAACCCUGCCAAGACGGCCAACAAGCUUGUCUCGGUAGAAUCCUUCACAACUACCCAGCUAGAGGUCCUAGACGUGUUCGAGAAAGCGACGGGAUCUAAGUGGGAACGAGCUGAUGUACCCGCUGAUGUACUGAGGGCGGAUGCGGUCAAGCUGCUCAGCGAGGGUGAUUUACUCAAUGGGGGCUCAAAGCUCAUCAGUGCCCUCGUCUUUGGCAAGGAAGGGUUAGAGGACCACACGCAUCUCGACACCGCUAAAUGGAACAAGGAGCUGGGUCUCCCAGUGGAGACGGUCGAGGAGACUGUUCGACAAACUCUUGCAGACCUUGUAUAG